Archocentrus centrarchus (flier cichlid) is the source of this 2699-nucleotide messenger RNA. It is a transcript of the gene cspg5a, whose product is annotated as chondroitin sulfate proteoglycan 5a. Gene Ontology annotation, cellular component: synapse. Gene Ontology annotation, biological process: cell projection morphogenesis. The record is from RefSeq and is a predicted model, not a curated record. NCBI's taxonomy places the organism in Eukaryota, Metazoa, Chordata, Actinopteri, Cichliformes, Cichlidae. The transcript is spliced from 5 exons. Bases 440 to 2059 code for a protein of 539 amino acids.
GCCGAGCGCACUGCACACCGCCGUGCGUUUGUUCCCUUCUCAGCCACAAAGUGCCCAAAGCACCGAUCCGUUCCGAGCCAAGCCGAGCCACGGCGUGCGUUUGCUCCCCCAAAAGUAACCCCCGCCUCUACCACCGCCACCACCACCCCACCACCGCCGUCUCCGACCGCUGCUUUUUGGCAAUGGAGCCGUAACCAUCCGGGUGAACAGUGCCAAGCGAGUGAAAUAGCGGAGCAGAUACGCGGAGACAGCGGAGACCAAGCGGCUAUGGAGGAGAAGCGCAGGGAGGCUGGAGUCUAGACCGCACGCAAAUCAACAGAUUCACUUGUCCGGAUUACUUUUUGCAACCUCCGCUGAACUCUCUUAUUAUUAAUAUUAAUACGCAAAGGAUUCUCUCCUCUUUCGUCUGAUCAUCAAAGGCUAUCAUUCUACAGCAAGGAUGCAGGAGAAGGAGGCGAGCUUUUGCACGGGAUGCUGGAGACUAACGCUGCUGUCGUGUGUCCUGGCUCUGCACUUGAUCCCGCUGUCUGUCCACGGAAACAUUGUUGGGACCAAUGCCACUGAGCCGGACAGCGCGGCCAACGUCACCUCCCUGCUUAUUGAGGAGGAAGGGCCAAUCAAGGUCAACAAAUUCAUCGCUGCGGUAACUGGAAUAAACAGCCCGGCCACUCCUGAGCCAGUCAACACUGUGACCCCAAGGGCAGGUCGUAUCCCCCGCGGCGGCGGCGAGGAGGAGGAACAGAGCAGCGGCAUGUUUGGUGAGACAGUGGUUCCCACAGUAGAGGAAGUAAGUGUGGCAGCUCCACCCCAGCUCAUCCCUGACUCAGCUGAGACGGAGCACCUGUUGCCUAGCAACCCACGCAGACAGGAAGUUGUUGAGGGUGAGGAGGAGGAAGAUGAAGAGGCACGUCUUCCACACACUGACCCACCUUGGAUCCACACCGAGGAGACGGAGGACACAGCUGUGUUUGACCUGGACCAGCUUUUCACCACAACUGCUGCCCCACCUUCAACCACCACUAACCCCACUAACCCCACUAACCCCACUAACCCUGAUGUUGGUCACGUGGACUUCUUUGACCCUUCUUCUCGUGGGCGCAACCUAGACCUAGCCCCUGCCUCACCUUCAUCAUCGGUCCAUGAGCUGCAAGGUGGCGACACAAUCUCCUGGGCAAUGCCAGACACCUAUGACUACCUUACACCCUAUGACGACAGCAUGUCCCCCACCGAUGAGUACGCCUACAGCACCACAACUGAUGCUUAUGAGACUGAUGAAGAUCUCCGACUGGCUGCUGGGUCUCCUGCUCGCUCCAAGCCCCAGCUUCCAGGGUCUGGCUCGUUCAUCCCUGGGGGGUCAUUUCCUGGUGUGAGAGCUCCUGUUCCAAAGGUCCCUGUGGCAGCAACUCCAGCAGCCUUACCAAAGGGAUGCCGUGUGGGCUACCAGAUGAUCAACGGAAGCUGCCGCUCGCAGUGUGACAUGCUGCCCAACUAUUGCUUCAAUGGAGGACAGUGUUACCAGCUAGACGGCGUGGAGGUUUUCUGCAGGUGUAACGUCCAGGAUUACAUCUGGCACAAGGGUGCCCGCUGCGAGUCGGUGGUCACUGAGUUCCAGGUGAUGUGUCUGGCCGUGGGCGCCUCAGCUCUGGUGGUCCUGCUGCUCUUCAUGAUCAUCGUGUGCUUUGCCAAGAAGCUCCAUGUCCUCAAGACGGAGAAUAAGAAGUUGCGUAAGCGCAGCAGUAAGUACCGGCCUUCAUCGGAGCAGCACAAUGAUAAUUUCUCGCUGUCCACCAUCGCUGAGGGCUCCCACCCAAAUGUAAGGAAACUGUGCGACACCCCUCCUAACGUCCCUCAUGCCCGUGCAUUGGCUUACUAUGAUAACAUUAUCUGUCAGGAUGAUCCUAAUUCCCAGAACAAGCUGGAGGACCCGGUGAAGGCCCCGCCCAAGGAGGAUGACUCCCUCAACAUCCACAACUCUCUGACCCCCAAACAUGAGAACCACAAGGUCCUGGGCGAGGAGAACUCCUCGGAGGUAAACUCACUGCAGAACAACAUGAUGUGAAACAAAACAACCCCAGCAACCCAUCAGUGCAACACCGAAAAACGACAAGGUGCGCCGGCAAUGGGUGCCCACAAACCCCUCCCCGCUCGCUGUCCAUCCACUGCCGUGUGCACCUAAGUGGUCAACCAACCAAUCAAUCAACCAGCCUGCCAGCCAGUAUACCAGCCAACCAACACAGUCUGUACCCGUUUCUGACACGGCAACACUGCCACAAAGCGGCCUCCAGUCGCCGCACAAAAGCAUACACGACCAUCGCCGCCGUCACUGCCCCAGGUGAAAGUAACCCCACCCCACCCCGCCAGCCGCACCAUGCCGCCGCCCUGCAACACCCCCUUACAUCCAGCCACACCCCUGUUUCGCAGCCCUGCCCCCUUGUUGCUGUCACUCUGCUGUCCCUUAUCUUUCUUACCUGCACACACACACACACACACACACACACACACACACACACACACACACACACACACACACACACACACACACACACACACGUGCACACACACACACAGUGUGAAAAGAUGAUGACAAAGCCACGCUUAUAUGUAUACACACACACACACUCUCCCCUGCCUGCAUUGGUGUAUUUUGUAAAAAGAAAGAAAUCAUACAGAAGUUUAAAACGUACGUAAAACGUCAUUGU